Messenger RNA from Erigeron canadensis, 1592 nucleotides. RefSeq names its product protein HOMOLOG OF MAMMALIAN LYST-INTERACTING PROTEIN 5. Gene Ontology annotation, biological process: late endosome to vacuole transport via multivesicular body sorting pathway. NCBI's taxonomy places the organism in Eukaryota, Viridiplantae, Streptophyta, Magnoliopsida, Asterales, Asteraceae. Gene Ontology annotation, cellular component: multivesicular body. The coding region runs from base 96 to 1391 and encodes 431 amino acids. The transcript is spliced from 6 exons. The record is from RefSeq and is a predicted model, not a curated record.
AAUUUGGAAAUUGCGUUGCGUAAACAACCAAACCCAAACCCAAACCCAAACCUGGAUCAAAAUCCAAAAGCUUUUUAAUUUGCAGUUUAAUUUUAAUGGCGAACGAAAAUGAACCAGCCAAGCUCCUGCUUCCUUACCUUCAACGAGCCGAUGAGUUACAAAAACACGAGCCACUUGUCGCCUACUACUGUCGAUUGUAUGCGAUGGAACGCGGUUUGAAGAUUCCGGCGAGUGAGCGUACAAAAACCACCAGUGCGCUGCUUGUAUCGCUCAUGAAACAGCUUGAAAAGGAUAAGAAGUCACUGCAGUUGGGCACUGAUGACCAUCUUCAUCUGGAAGGAUUUGCAUCAAAUGUCUUUGCAAAAGCUGAUAAGCAAGACCGUGCUGGGAGAGCUGAUCUGAAUACAGCAAAGACAUUCUAUGCUGCCAGCAUUUUCUUUGAAAUCCUUAACCAGUUUGGUGAUGUUCAGCCUGACCUUGAGCAGAAACAGAAGUAUGCUGCAUGGAAAGCAGCUGACAUAAGGAAAGCUAUAAAAGAAGGCAGAAAACCUGUACCAGGCCCCCCUGGCAGUGAUAAAGAUCUGGAAGAUACAUCAAGUGGUGGAUAUGACCUGGAACGGAGCAAGAGUGAACCAACCAUCAAGCAUGCACCAGAAUCCCAGCCUUCAUUUCGGUCGUAUGAUAGAAAUGAUUCCCAGCGGUUCCCAGAUAGUUUUCCAUCACCGCCACGGGAUACUCCACCUCCACCAUCUUCAAACGUCCCUCCACCAUCUUCAAGCUUCCAGCAACCACCUUCAAGUUUUCCGCCACCAUCUUCAACCACUCCACCACAACCACCACCAACCUAUUCUUCUGAUGAUUACCCAUCCAAUAACUAUCAGCAACAUCCAUCUGAUAACCCGACUUAUUCUCAGACAUAUCACCAUCCAUCAUCUUAUCCACAAGAACCUCAACAUCACAUUCCUCAAAAUUACCCUUCUCAUGAUCCCUCAUACAAUUAUCCCAAUUUCCAAACUUACCCUAGUUUCUCAGAAACAACCAUUCCAGCAGCUCCAGCUCACUACCCCACAUCUUAUUAUCAAGGCUCUGACCAACAACCCUUCUCCCCUUCCGCUAGUAGACCGACGGACUAUCCAUCUACAGGUCAGUACAAACCAAGUACAGGAAACGGGACUACUCCAGUUCCAGCAUCUGCGUCUGCACCUGCAUCAACUGCUGCACAAUCAUAUCAAUAUGACAGUAAUUACCAGCCUGCCCCUGAGAAAAUUGCCGAGGCACAUAAGGCAGCAAGGUUUGCUGUCGGAGCAUUGGCGUUUGAUGAUGUUUUUGUUGCUGUUGACUACCUCAAAAAAUCUCUUGAACUGCUCACUAAUCCAUCUGCAAGUGUGUAAAUUGCUGGUGCAUCUAUGGAAACUUGCAUAUCGGCCUUUUGUUUAUACGAUCUGAUGGUCUGAUGUUUUUUGCAAAGAUUGUUGGAAUUUUUUUUAUAAUGUUCUUGUAAACUAACGCGAUUAAGUGAAGUUAUAUCCCAUGCUUGUGAAAUAGUUGAUUGAUGAGGCAAUGAAAAGGGAAGUGUGAGCUUAAGUUACUGA